Priceomyces carsonii is the source of this 1395-nucleotide messenger RNA. RefSeq lists its product as uncharacterized. Gene Ontology annotation, molecular function: RNA binding. Lineage: Eukaryota; Fungi; Ascomycota; Pichiomycetes; Serinales; Debaryomycetaceae. The transcript has a single exon. The coding region runs from base 1 to 1395 and encodes 464 amino acids. The record is from RefSeq and is a predicted model, not a curated record.
AUGGCUAAAACAGGGGCAAAAUCAGCAAAGGCUGUAAAGAAGCAAUCUAAGAAACAGGCACCAGUAGCCAAAAAAGAUGAGAGCUCUUCAGAGUCCAGCUCAGAAGAAAGCUCGUCAGCCUCAGAAGCAGAUUCAGAAUCUAGCUCAGAUUCCGACUCUGAUUCUUCAUCAGACUCAAGCUCUGACGAAGAAGAACCAUCAUCCACACUGAAGGCAAAAAAAACAGAGAAAGCUAAAAAGGCUGAAUCUUCAGACUCUGAGUCUUCUGAAUCGAGCUCUUCUGAAUCAAGCUCUGGUUCAGACUCAGACUCAGACUCAGAUUCAGAACCUGAUACGAAGAAAAAGAACACAAAGAGUAAGAAGGCUGAAAAGACUGAUGAGAAAGUGUCGAGCUCCUCUGAAUCUAGUUCUAGCUCUUCAGAGUCUGAUUCAGAGUCUGAUUCCAGCUCGAGCUCUGAAUCAGAAGAUGAGAAAGAGAAAGAGAAAGCUGCUAGCAAAUCCAAAAAGUCAUCGAAAGCUAAAUCUGAGUCCAGUUCAAGCUCGAGUUCAAGCUCAAGCUCAAGUUCAAGCUCAAGUUCGAGUUCGAGUUCUAGCUCCGAUUCAGAAUCAGAAUCAGAAUCAGAAGCUGAAGCCGUUUCUAAAACUAAAACACCAGAAAAGAGAAAAGAGGAAUCUGCUUCAGAAGAAGAACAACCAAUUCAAAAGAAGCAGAAGGUCAAUGAAGAGCCUGCUACUUUGUUCGUAGGAAGAUUAUCAUGGAAUAUUGAUGAUGAUUGGUUAAAGAGAGAAUUCGAACCGCUUGGAGGGGUUAUUGGAGCUAGAGUUAUUAUGGAGAGAGCUACUGGUAAAUCGAGAGGAUAUGGAUAUGUUGAUUUUGAUUCAAAAUCUGCUGCCGAAAAGGCCUUGGCUGAAUUUCAAGGCAGGGAAAUCGAUGGAAGACCAAUUAACCUUGAUAUGUCAACCGGACAACCACGCGCUUCUAAUCCAAGAGUCGACAGAGCUAAACAAUUUGGAGACGUACCCUCAGCCCCUUCGGACACUUUGUUCGUUGGUAACUUAUCUUUCAAUGCGCAAAGAGACAAUUUGUACGAAGUUUUCGGUCAAUAUGGUACCGUCGUAUCUUGCAGGAUCCCUACACAUCCAGACACUCAACAACCAAAAGGAUUCGGCUAUGUUCAAUACGCAUCUGAAGAUGAAGCAAAGGCUGCAUUAGAAGCCUUAAAUGGUGAGUAUAUCGAGGGACGUCCAUGUAGAUUGGACUUUUCGACUCCAAGGAGCAACAACAACUCUCCAAGACCAGCCUUUGGACGUGGUCGUGAAAGAGGAAACACUGCUUCUCCAAGGCCAGCAGCUAGAGCUACAGAAUUCCAGGGAAAGAAGAAGACAUUCGAAUAA